Messenger RNA from Poeciliopsis prolifica (blackstripe livebearer), 4699 nucleotides. Its product is annotated as TBC1 domain family member 12-like. Lineage: Eukaryota; Metazoa; Chordata; Actinopteri; Cyprinodontiformes; Poeciliidae. The record is from RefSeq and is a predicted model, not a curated record.
AUGGCGCUGGGCGGUCAGAGGAAUGUUGCCGCAGCAACAAGCUGAAGGGAUUUAAUUAAUCUUCCAGCCGGCGAGUUCCUGUUCCCUCCACGGACUGAAUACUUCAGGUUCUGAAGCCAACAUGAGCCCGGCAGACCCGGUCAGAGCCCGGUAACCGUGUGGUGUCCCUCCCGUUAAGAUGGUAGCCGGAUCCUCGGAGAACAACAGAAGCUGCUGCGGAGUUCGGCCCACCGAGCCGGAGGAUCUUACGGCCGGAGCCGAGGCGUCUGUGGCGGACUGAGCGGGUCAUGGAGACGCAGAAGGACAACGGAGGCUGUUCUGUGGAUGUGAACGAAAACGAAGAUGAACCGGUGGGUGUGGAGGAGAAACCGGGUCCCCGGACCCUGAAGGAGCGCAGCCUGCUGGCCGGGGUCAGCGGGGGUCAGGCGGCGGGCUGGACCCGGGAUCCGGUGGAUUUCAACGGGAGGAACGCAGCCAGACACCCGGAGAUCAUGCUGGUCGCUGCGGAGGACGGGUACCGGUCCGGCCCGGUGGUGCUGGGCGGUGUGAACGGGUUCUCCCUGGAAGCGAGAGGUCCAGCUGCGCUCCAGGAGGAUGGAGACGCUUCUCCCCCACGGGACCAGCGCUCCUGUCCGGGGAGGCCGAACCGGACCCCCGCGGGGGUCAACCUGUCCAACGGGGUGGCCGGCAGAGCGGAGGCGGCGGUCCGGGGUCUGGGUCAGAACCUGGGUCAGAACCCGGGUCAGAACCCGGGUCAGAACCCGGGUCAGUGUGAUCUGAGCCGGGAGGAGCUGAAAGUAGCUAACGGUGGUUUGCACAUGAUUGGCCCCGGUUCUGAGUGGCCCGGUUCCGAUUACUUCCCUGUAAACAGACACUCUGACCCGGGCUGUUGGCAGCGCCGCGACCCCAGAUCCGGCCCACCAUCCACCCCGGAACCGAGCCCCGGCCCCGCGUCGCCCUGCCCGUCCAGCCCGCCGUCCGAGCCCAACACCCGGCAGGAGGACGAGGAGCCGCUCGGUGACCCGGAUGUUCCCGCCAGGCCGCGGAGUCUGCGGACCAACCCCGCAGCCAGCGUGUCCCGCAGCUGUGACGCCACCCCGCUGACCCCUGAUGAGGACGGGGGGUUCAACUUUGACCCCGAGGCGGGCCGGAGGCAGAGCGCUCCGGACAAGCUGAGUGAGGAGACCGGAGGUUCGGAGCUCAAAGUGAUGCCCAAAAGGUUCGGCAUCGCGGACUUCUUCACCAGGAGCCUGUUUUCUAGAAAACCCAAAGAGUCCAAGGCAGCGUCCCACAAUGCAACAGGAUGGCGACUGUUCAGCAAGUCAGAGACCAGAGAGGAGGAGCAGAGCGGCGAGGCGGCCAUGACGCCGCCGCAGCAGGAGGACGAGGACUCGCCGUGUCCACAGCGCCCCUCGGCUGCAGGGAGGAGGAAGAACCUGGAGUUUGAGCCUCUGUCCACCACUGCUCUGAUUCUGGAGGACCGGCCGUCGAACCUGCCGGCCAAGUCCCUGGAGGAGACGCAGAGACACAAGCUGGAAUACGAGGAGAUGGUGGCCGGAGCCAAGAGGAGAGAGAUGAAGGACGCCCAGAAGAAGAAGCGCCAGAUGAAGGAGCGAUACCGGCAGGAGGACAGCAUCUCCAGCGCCAUGGUGGUCUGGAACAACGAGAUCCUGCCGCACUGGGAUGCCAUGAAGGGGACGAGGCGGGUCCGGGACCUCUGGUGGCAGGGCCUUCCUCCUGGAGUCCGAGGACGAGUCUGGGGCCUGGCCAUCGGCAACGAGCUCAACAUCACGGCAGAACUGUAUGAGAUCUUCCUGUCCAGAGCCAAGGAGAAGUGGAGGAGCUACAGCGAGACGAGCUCGGUCAACGACAACGAGAGCGACGGAGGAGCAUCUCUGGCGGACCGGGAGUCCAGUCUGGACCUCAUCAAGCUGGACAUCUCCAGAACCUUCCCGUCUCUCUUCAUCUUCCAGAAGGGCGGGCCGUACCACGACCUGCUGCACAGCGUGCUGGGAGCCUACACCUGCUACCGACCCGACAUCGGCUACGUGAGUCCAGGCAUGUCGUUCAUCGCCGCCGUGUUGAUCCUGAACUUGGAGGAAGCCGAGGCCUUCAUCACCUUCGCCAACCUGCUCAACAAGCCGUGUCAGAUGGCGUUCUUCAGGGUGGACCACGAGCUGAUGCUGAAGUAUUUCACCGCCUUUGAGAUUUUCUUUGAGGAGAAUCUUCCUCGACUCUUCAGCCACUUCCAGACCAACAGCCUGACCCCUGACCUCUACCUGAUCGACUGGAUCUUCACGCUGUACAGUAAGUCUCUCCCGCUGGACGUGGCGUGCCGGGUCUGGGACGUGUUCUGCCGGGACGGCGAGGAGAGCCUGUUCCGGACCGGCCUGGGGAUCCUGCGCCUCUUCCAGGACGUCCUGCUGCAGAUGGACUUCAUCCACAUCGCCCAGUUCCUCACGCGCCUCCCCGACGACCUGCAGCCGCACACGCUGUUCGCCGCCAUGGCCAACACGCACAUGGUCAGCCGGAACCGCCGCUGGGCCCAGGUGUUCUCCGCCGUGAUGAAGGACGGGAACGUCAGAGAGGCGGAGAAGUCCAGCAGCCCGGCUCUCAGGAGCUAACGCUGACCUGCUGCUCCCUCCGCUGGCCGGGAGGGGAACCGCUCCAGAACCUCUCCGGUCCGGUUCCUUUCCGGUCCGGUUCCUCUCCGGUCCGGUUCCUCUCCCCUUGCUGCUCCGGGUUCCUGGAUCGGCUCUAGCAGUAUUUAUCCCAGAUGAAGGAUUCAGACGUAUCAGUAUGUGCUGCUUUCUUCCUCUGGAUCCUGAUUUCCUCUCAGCACUUUAUUCCUGCAGAACCCAGCGGAACCAACCCGACGGGCCCUCUGGUUCUGUUUGACCCGCCCUCUGGUUCUGUUUGGCCCGCCCUCUGGUUCUGUUUGACCCGCCCUCUGGUUCUGUUUGACCCGCCCUCUGGUUCUGUUUGACCCGCCCUCUGGUUCUGUUUGACCCGCCUGCUGGUCGCCUUCCAGGAGUAAAACUGUGAGCUCCUCCUGCUCCAGAGUUCAGCAGCAGCCGCUCCGUCGGGCUGGGAGGGCGGAGCCACCGGAGGUCAUGUGACUCGGCGACGAUGAAGAAGCAGAAACACCGAGGAAGAGCGAGAGAGUCAAACGGAUCCGAUUCACAAGUUCUGGUGGUUUUAAUCCCAUCAGCGGGUCAGAUGCUGAAACAUCUGAUUGUUUCCCCGUUCAUUGAAGGCAUCACCAGCAGAACGUUGAUUCUGGGUUUCCAACAUUCCCACCGAGCUGCAGAGGAGGUCCAAACACUCCUGCUGGUUCUGGUCCCGGUUCUGGUCCUGGUUCUGGUUCUGGUCCUGGUUCUGGUCCUGGUUCUGGUUCUGGUACUGGUUCUGGUCCAGGUCCCGGUUCUGGUCGGGAUCGUGGUUCCGCUCCGGUCCAUUCCUCCAUGGUUCCUUUUCGCUCUCUGAACCCAAACGUCAGUCGGGUUCAGACUCCGCGGUCCGACCCGACUCUGCAGCCUGAGGUUCUGCUGGGACAAGGUGGACCCGAUUGGACCAGCAGAACCACCGGGCCCAACUGUGAGGAACAUUUAAAUCCAAGGUGAAGUUCUGAUCCGGUUCCUGUUCACAUCUGAACCAGAUAAACCACAUCGUUCCAUGUUGACCUUUGACCUUUUCCCACCUGGUGAGCGUCAGAGGAAGAGUCCGUGUUUCCAGGAACAUGUCGGUGGUUCUGGUUCUGUUUGGAGGUAAAGAACCAGAACCUGGUUGUUCAACACUAGAAGCUUCAGGCAGGAAGUGGUUCUUUCAAAAUAAAACUCGACCAAAGAGUGAGUCGAUCCGAAUCCGGAUCGACCGCUUCGUGUCGGUUCUGGAUCCGCACUAACCCGACCAGACGGACCUUCGGUUCCGGCAGCAGAAAGUAUCAAACUGUUUCCUGAUCCUCGACGCCGUAAAUUAUUAUUAAAUUCAAACUGAAACGAUUAAAUCCAUAAAGAUUUUCCUCCAGUUGGGAAAACAACCGAUCCGGACCCAGAUUAGUUUCCCUCGGUCCUGGUCCCGGUUCUGGUCCCGGUCCUGGUUCUGGUCUCGGUUCUGGUUCUGGUCCCGGUCCUGGUUUUGGUCCUGGUUCUGGUCUCGGUUCUGGUUCUGUUCCUGGUUCUGGUCCUGGUUUUGGUCCCGGUUCUGGUUCUGGUCCCGGUCCUGGUUCUGGUCCCGGUUCUGGUCCCGGUUCUGGUUCUGGUCUCGGUUCUGGUCCUGGUUCUGGUCCUGGUUUGGUCCCGGUUCUGGUUCUGGUCUCGGUUCUGGUUCUGGUCCCGGUCCUGGUUCUGGUCCCGGUUCUGGUCCCGGUUCUGGUUCUGGUCUCGGUUCUGGUCCUGGUUCUGGUCCUGUUUUGGUCCCGGUUCUGGUUCUGGUCUCGGUUCUGGUUCUGGUCUCGGUUCUGGUUCUGGUCCCGGUUCUGGUUCUGGUCUCUGCUUGUUUCCACUAACUGGAUCCACUUUGUGUCCUAGUCAAACUAAACUUAUUCCAUCAACAUGUUUAUUAUUUAUCAGCUGUUUUAUGUUAUUGUUGUUGAGCUGUUUUCCCAUAAUGCCUUACAGUUGAUGUAAAUAAACUGUAAAAAGGUUUUUUCAUAAGGCGCCUCUCGUCUGAUGUGUAAAUAAAUAUCUAAGCAAUCUGA